This is a messenger RNA of Pongo pygmaeus (Bornean orangutan), 2180 nucleotides long. RefSeq names its product gap junction protein beta 3 (gene GJB3). Gene Ontology annotation, biological process: cell-cell signaling. Lineage: Eukaryota; Metazoa; Chordata; Mammalia; Primates; Hominidae. The transcript has 2 exons. The coding region runs from base 590 to 1402 and encodes 270 amino acids. The record is from RefSeq and is a predicted model, not a curated record. Gene Ontology annotation, molecular function: gap junction channel activity. Gene Ontology annotation, cellular component: connexin complex.
CUGUGCCCCUUCCCUCUGUGGGUACACGGUCUGCCCCCCACCCCAGCUCUCCAAAGCGCACCGGCCUCCCUGGAGGCCGAGGUCGAGGGCCCGUCGCACCGGGAGGGCGGGCUCCCAGGGGUGCCCCACGCACGGUCAAGGUCCCGUGCCAAGCGGGGACCGAGCUAGGCCGGAAGCGGGCACGGUACCCGCGGCAAACUAGCGUGGGCGAGUCCUGAUUGCAGUCGGACCUGCCGCCGCGGCACUUAACAGUUUGCAAAGUGCUUCCCGCCCCUGAUCUCAUUGGAGCCUUCGGACGGCCCAGCCCAUGGCCACCGAUGCCCCCAUUUCACGCCUGAGGAAGCGGAGGCUCAGACGGGCCACCAGCCCCUCCGGAGGCUGGCCCGGGAGUGCCUGGCAGCGUCGGGUCUAGGAGCCGGCUCCCUCCUGCUCCCUCCUCCGCGCCGCCCGGGGUGUGCCCGCCGUCUGUGUGCACCACUGCUGAGCCCAGCUCCCGCGCCCUCGCCUCUGCUGUGGGCCCCGGGGACACGGGGUCAGGCCUCCGCGUUGGCCAAGCCACUGCAGGUAGGCACGGCCCCCGCCAGGCGCCAUGGACUGGAAGACACUCCAGGCCCUACUGAGCGGCGUGAACAAGUACUCCACAGCGUUCGGGCGCAUUUGGCUGUCAGUGGUGUUCGUCUUCCGGGUGCUGGUGUACGUGGUGGCUGCAGAGCGCGUGUGGGGGGAUGAGCAGAAGGACUUCGACUGCAACACCAAGCAGCCCGGCUGCACCAACGUCUGCUACGACAACUACUUCCCCAUCUCCAACAUCCGCCUCUGGGCCCUGCAGCUCAUCUUCGUCACAUGCCCCUCGCUGCUGGUCAUCCUGCACGUGGCCUACCGUGAGGAGCGGGAGCGCCGGCACCGCCAGAAGCACGGGGACCAGUGCGCCAAGCUGUACGACAACGCAGGCAAGAAGCACGGAGGCCUGUGGUGGACCUACCUGUUCAGCCUCAUCUUCAAGCUCAUCAUUGAGUUCCUCUUCCUCUACCUGCUGCACACUCUCUGGCAUGGCUUCGACAUGCCGCGCCUGGUGCAGUGCGCCAACGUGGCCCCCUGCCCCAACAUCGUGGACUGCUACAUUGCCCGACCCACCGAGAAGAAAAUCUUCACCUACUUCAUGGUGGGCGCCUCCGCCGUCUGCAUCGUACUCACCAUCUGUGAGCUCUGCUACCUCAUCUGCCACAGGGUCCUGCGAGGCCUGCACAAGGACAAGCCUCGAGGGGGCCGCAGCCCCUCGUCCUCCACCAGCCGAGCUUCCACCUGCCGCUGCCACCACAAGCUGGUGGAGGCUGGGGAGGUGGAUCCAGACCCAGGCAAUAACAAGCUGCAGGCUUCAGCACCCAACCUGACCCCCAUCUGACCACAGGGCAGGGGUGGGGCAACAUGGGGGCUGCCAAUGGGACACGCAGGGCAGUGUGGCAGGUUGGAGAGGUCCUACAGGGGCUGAGUGACCCCACUUUGGGUUCACUAAGCUAUGCAACUUUCAUUUUGGCAGAUAUUUUUUGACACUGGGCACUGGGCUGUCUAGCCAGGUAUAGGUAACCCACAGGCCCAGUGCCAGCCCUCAAAGGACAUAGACUUUGAAACAAGCGAAUUAACUAUCUAUGCUGCCUGCAAGGGGCCACUUAGGGCACUGCUAGCAGGGCUUCCAGCUAACCCAGGAAGGGGUGAUCAGGAGAGGCUUCCCUGAGGACAUAAUGUGUAAGAGAGGUAAGAAGUGCUCCCAAGCAGAGACAACAGCAGCACAGAGGUCUGGAGGCCACACAAAAAGAGAUGCUCGCCCUGGGCUAGCCUCAGCAGACCUAAGGCAUCUCCACUCCCUCCAGAGGAGCCGCCCAGAUUCCUGCAGUGGAGAGGAGGUCUCCCAGCAGCAGCAGGUCUGGAGGCCUGAGAAUGAGCCUGACUAGAGGUUCUGGAGAUACCCAGAGGUCCCCCAGGUCAUCACUUGGCUCAGUGGAAGCCCCUUUCCCCAAAUCCUACUCCCUCAGCCUCAGGCAGUGGUGCUCCCAUCUUCCUUCCCACAACUGUCUCAGCCUGGUGACAGCCUUUCAGACCCUGCUCCCAGGGACUUGGGUGGAUGCGCUGAUAGAACAUCCUCAAGACAGUUUCCUUGAAAUCAAUAAAGGCUGUGUUUUAUA